Messenger RNA from Mizuhopecten yessoensis (Yesso scallop), 1188 nucleotides. Its product is annotated as melanoma-associated antigen C1-like. The coding region runs from base 1 to 1188 and encodes 395 amino acids. The record is from RefSeq and is a predicted model, not a curated record. NCBI's taxonomy places the organism in Eukaryota, Metazoa, Mollusca, Bivalvia, Pectinida, Pectinidae. The transcript is spliced from 2 exons.
AUGUUAAAUAGUCUGGCACAAAUGUUGAGGUUCCCCUUUACCUCCCUAUCUUCCUCUACACCCUCCAGUCAUCUACCUCCUUAUCUUCCUCUACACCUUCCAGUCCUGAUACCUCCUUAUCUUCCUCUACAUCCUCCAGCCCUUUACCUCCCUAUCUUCCUGUACACCCUCCAGUCCUCUACCUCCCUAUCUUCCUCUACACCUUCCAGUCCUCUACCUCCCUAUCUUCCUCUACACCUUCCAGUCCUCUGCCUUCCUAUCUUCAUCUACACUUUCAAGUCAUCUGCCUCCUUAUCUUCAUCUACACCUUCCAGUCUUCUACCUCCCUAUCUUCCUCUAUACCCUCCAGUCCUCUACCUCCCUAUCUUCCUCUACACCCUCCAGUCCUCUAACUCCCUAUCUUCCUCCACUCCCUCCAGUCCUCUACCUCCCUAUCUUCAUCUACACCUUCCAGUCCUCUGCCUCCUUAUCUUCCUCCACACCUUCCAGUCCUCUACCUCCCUAUCUUCCUCUACACCUUCCAGUCCUCUACCUCCCUAUCUCCCUCUACACCUUCCAGUCCUGAUACCUCCUUAUCUUCCUCUACAUCCUCCAGUCCUCUACCUCCUUAUCUUCCUCUACACUUUCAGUCCUCUACCUCCCUAUCUUCAUCUACAUCCUCCAGUCCUCUAUUUCCCUAUCUUCUCUACACCCUUCAGUCCUCUACCUCCCUAUCUUCCUCCACUCCCUCUAGUCCUCUACCUCCGUAUCUUCCUCUAUACCCUCCAGUCCUCUACCUCCCUAUCUUCAUCUACACCCUCCAGUCCUCUUCAUCCCAAUCUUCCUCUACACCUUCCCGUCAUAAACCUCCCUACCUUCAUCUACACCUUCCAGUCCUCUACCUCCUUAUUUUCCUCUACACCCUCCAGUCCUCUGCCUCCUUAUCUUCCUCUACACCUACCAGUCCUCUACCUCCCUAUCUUCCUCUACACCUUCCAGUCCUCUCCCUCCCUAUUUUCCUCUACACCUUCCAGUCCUCUACCUCCCUACCUUCAUCUACACCUUCCAGUCCUCUCCCUCCUUAUUUUCCUCUACACCCUCCAGUCCUCUGCCUCCCGAUCUUCCUCUACACCUUCCAGUCAUAUACCUCCCUACCUUCCUCUUCACCUUCCCGUCCUCUACCUCCUUAUCUUCCUCUACACCCUCUAG